AAUGUGAUUAGUAAGCUAUAUAUUGAUCGAAUUUUAUCUUAUCUAUAUUAAGUGUAUCGUUUUAUAUUAUGAUAAAAUGAAACUCGGUUGGAAUGUAGGCAGUACGGAAUAUUGUUAAUUCACUUCCAUGUUUAUUGCGAUGUGACAGCACAGAUUUCUUGUCUGGUUUAAAAUUGUUAUAUCACAAGUAAGACUUAUUCUGUACCAUCGUUCUAGUUUCUACCUUUAGAAUUGCGGAUAAUGGGACUAGGAAUUUUUCGAUGGAAGAUAUUAUUGAUUGCUAUAUCUGUUUUACUUCUUUGGCAAUCCUCGAAAGUAUGGUUGAAUCUAACUCAAGAGAAAUAUGGCAUAGAAGCACAGCUUCAGGACAACCAGCUAACAGAUGACGAGAGUAAGCAAAAGGUUCACAUAACUGUGUAUUACGAAGCACUAUGUCCAGAUUCACGCAACUUUUUCAUAAAACAAUUAUUGCCAAUGUACCACAAAAUUCCAAAUAAUGUACAGUUGGAAUUUAUACCAUAUGGGAAAGCUACGACUGUGAAAACAGAAAAUGGGUAUGAAUUUAUGUGCCAACAUGGACCCAUUGAAUGUGGAGCAAAUAUCAUUCAUGCAUGUUCCAUAGAUAUCCUGAAGAAUACCUCCAUUCAGUUAGAGUAUCUAUCUUGUAUGAUUAAAAAUAACAUAGUGCCAGUAAAUAUCAUGGAAAUUUGUGCAAAAAAAAUGAACAUAGAUUAUAAUCCUAUCUUUAAGUGCUUUAUUGGAGAUAAGGGCAAAGAACUUUUGGCUAAAUAUGGGGAAUUAACAAAUGCUUUAACACCACAAAUUUCCUUCAUACCAACUGUUGUAUUAAAUGAGAAUUCUGAGAAUCAGGCAAGGAUAUUAAAAAAUUUACUACAUGAAGUGUGCCUACAAUUUAAAAUUAUGCCAGAAGGUUGUAUAUUAUAAAGAUACAUCAAGUAUUUAUAAAACAUACUUCCCUGAUAGAUUUGCAUGAAAUACAAUAUUUUUUACAUAAAUUUUUAUGUAUCUAAUGAAUGUUAAGAUCUAAACGAAAAAUGCCUUCCAAUUUUUUAUUAAGAAUAAGAAAUGAAAUUAAAAAUGUAAAAAUUCAAUUAAGUGAAUCAAAGAAGGGCAUAUAUUAGGUAUAAGUACAUAUAUAAUACUUUGUAGAACUAUUUUAAAAAAUUUUUUAAUUUUAUUUAUUUUAAGAUAUUGAAAUUUCCGUAUUGUUACUAUCUGGUAUGUAACAUAUAGUAGCAUUAUUGUUUGAAAAUUCCAAAUUAAAAGAUCUAGGUCAUUAGCCCCUAAAUUACACUUAUUUUAUGACUGAUAGUAAACUAAAAUAUUUAUGUUGUAUUAUUUCUAUUAAUGAUCUAUAUAUAUAUAUAUAUUUCAAAUUUGUUCAUGAUGUUCAAUAUUAUUUUAACUUAAAAUUGUUUGUCAUUAUAUAAAAUGUUAAUAUUAGUAAUACUUGAUUGCUCGGUUAUAAUGCAUUUUACGUUUGGGUUUAUAAAUAAAUUGAAUAAAUUAAGAGUUACAUAUAAUAGAGUGGUGAUAUACUUAAAAAAAAUCUGUUUUGGUAAACUAAAAAACCUGCUAUUCUCACAUUAAAAGAAACAAGAGUUAAUCAGUACUUUAAUGUAUGGGAACAAUUUAUUAACUUAAUAUCAACACUUUAUACAAACUGUGUCGCUUCGUCAUGCACGAUAAGUGAAGUAUGCCUUUGAUAUGGCGGAAAAUAUCUCACAUAAAAUAGAAAUUAUGAAUGUACAAUCUCAAAUACAGGAGAAAAAAACAUAUAGCGAAUAUUUUUUCUUUAGCCGAAUGAAUAAAUACAUUUAUUGGAAUUAUUUUUCAAAGAUAAACAUCAAAAAUAAAUAACUUCUUAUUCACGUCACGACGGAGUUUCAUAAAUAUCGCAUUUUAAUAUUUUAUAUAGUUUCGGACAAAAGAUUGAGAACAAGAGUGACUGAAGUAGAAUCUCCACUAUUUUAUUUGCGAGGAAUAAAUGUUUCGGGAAACGAUCCUUGAAGAAAACGAGAAUAUGAUUCUGUAAUAGAUCUCAAGCUUUAGUUAUUCUUGAGAUACAAUACUGACUUGCUUUUUCUUUUCAUUUUUAAAACUUAAUAUCGGUUCUUAGCGCCCGCUGUAAAGAACUUUCAUAAAAUUAUAGUUUAGACUAUGUAUAACUUGCGACACGAAUAUAAAAUUAAUAUUAAAUAUUGGAAUAUAUUCUUUUAACUUAGACUUAAACACUAACCGUCAAUGAUCGAUGAAACGAGCAAUAACUUGUUUAAGCAUUUAAAUAGGGAUGUUCUUUGAGUAACUUCUAUAUCACCAUUUACAAAAGGACUUUGUCGUGAUUCCUCUUUCCCUUUCUUUUUUUUGCAUCUUUACAAAGUGAGAACAUUUUCGCCGUAAAUCACUAAAUUUUAACUUUAUGUUCACAAUAACGAUAACAACUAUCAGAACGAUCGCAAGUGAAGUAAAAUAGUUUUAAGAGCUCUCCUUUUGCGAUUCGUAUGCCUUAAUAUCUCUAUAAAAGGCUUCCGAACCGAUGAAACUUCGUAGAUAUGUUAACGCGAAUCUUGACAGUGAAUUAUACACAUACAUUUUGUCGGCAAACUAUUACUAGAUGCCAUUGAAAAUGACGAUGAAGAUAAAAAUGGCUGAAACGAGAGGUCCAUUGGUUAAUGAAGGAAACGAAUUGAGUAGUUGU
Molecule: messenger RNA, 2719 nt
Organism: Bombus impatiens (common eastern bumble bee)
Lineage: Eukaryota; Metazoa; Arthropoda; Insecta; Hymenoptera; Apidae
Product: GILT-like protein 1
Exons: 4
Coding region: 241-945 (234 amino acids)
Molecular function (GO): oxidoreductase activity, acting on a sulfur group of donors, disulfide as acceptor
Source: RefSeq, a predicted model, not a curated record